Messenger RNA from Haemonchus placei, 1203 nucleotides. NCBI's taxonomy places the organism in Eukaryota, Metazoa, Nematoda, Chromadorea, Rhabditida, Trichostrongylidae. The record is from the annotation of a GenBank genome assembly.
CAGAGGACGUCAUUACACUCCCGGUUUGGUAUGCCAGAAAAGUUCUAUGCAGGAACAGGAUUGAAGAAAAGGGAAUUCAAGGGCGUAUAUGAACCACCAGCUGCGAGAGAGGAACAACUUCAUCAGAGAUUGGUACCACGGACGCAGCGAGCGCCGUUUACACCAAGAGCUAAUUUGUGCAUCACUGCUAACAUAGCUGACGAUCCCGAAUAUCGAGGUUAUUUGAUUAUGCCACGUGUUCACGAUGCACCAGACAAAACACUGAUGUUCGCUCAUGAAUUUGAUACCUUGAACAGAAAUGAAGAGGAAGGAGUGCUAGAAUAUUUUGUUCAAAAGUAUCCAGUUUUACAACGGAGCAUCGGCAGUCAAGACGAGGAGUUGCACGUAUGGAAUACGAAAACACAUGCGCUCGAAAAUAUCUGUACAGCGGAUGAAGAAGAGGAAGAAUAUGAAAGUUCCAGCGACCUCGAUAGUGAUUCUCCAUCGGACUUACCGGUCUACAAUGAUACCGGCAAUGACUUUACAACCCAUGAACCUAUUAGAGAUAAACCUCGAGCAAAUUCAUCAGCACGUAUCGAUAACAAACCCAAAGCUGUGUUCAAAGCUGAGUUUUUGGCACCCAGUCAGAUCUACAAAGGUGCAGUGGUACUCGGUCGAUUAUUCAACCAUAGUAGCAGGCACCCCAAUCUUUAUACUGAACGUUGCGGAGCCGUGAACACGGCCACUAAUGUUUUUCGUUCCUUGAACGUGAAGACUCGUUUUCCUGGCCUCGUUCCUGGUAAGAAUUCGGAUGCAUUCGCGGACCUACUCAGUGUAUUUCGCUAUAGUCGGUUGAUGUUUCUGGGUUACCAGAUCGAUCAAACGGAAGACAGAAAAUUGGAAAAGACAUUGUUACAAAUGUUUGGUAAGGAAAGGCUCAUGCACCUUCUACGAGCACAUGAGGCUAUGUGGGCAAGACUGCGAAAUCAGCUGCAUAUCGGGAAACAAAAUUUGCUGAAAUGUGGGUGGUCUGGUGAUGGCAAACGUGUUGCGGCUGGCUCAAGUGAUCGAUUUGCGUAUGUAAGGGAUGCCUCAUCUCGAUAUAUACUUUAUAAAAUGCCAGGACAUCUAGGAUCAGUUAAUGCCUCCGAUUUGCAUCCGACUGAACCCAUAUUGUUAUCCGCUGGAAGUGACAAACGUAUUUUCUUGGGCGAAAUUCCGUAA